Molecule: messenger RNA, 1551 nt
Organism: Corylus avellana
Lineage: Eukaryota; Viridiplantae; Streptophyta; Magnoliopsida; Fagales; Betulaceae
Source: RefSeq, a predicted model, not a curated record
AUGGCGGAUGAUCUAGCAGCUAUGUGGGGGAAAAUUUCCCUCUCGGAGGAUGAAAUUCUAGGAGUGGAUUUUCAUGAGGAAGCUUUUGAGGGACUUGUUCAAAAGGGCCAGUCGUGCUUAGUUGGAAAACUCCUCUCAGACCAUGUCGUGAGCAAAGAGAUGAUUAGAUCCAAACUGAUACGGGGAUGGAAACCGAAGGGGCCAAUGGCCUUCAAGGUUUUGGGUGAAAACCUAUUCCUUCUGAAGUUCGAGAAGAAUGAAGAUAAGAAACGCGUAUUGGAAGGGAGGCCAUGGAUCUUCGAGGGAACCUUGUUUUCGGUUGAAGAUUUCGAUGGUAAUACUCAUCCAACUGAUAUGGACUUCUCAUGGGCAGCUUUCUGGGUACGCAUGUACAAAUUACCGCUUGCCUGUAUGGGGAAAGAGAUGGGUCAGAGACUGGGGGCUUCAGUGGGAGAGGUGGAAGACGUGGACGUGAGUGAAGAUGGAGAAGGUUGGGGGGAAUACCUCAGGGUGAAGAUUAAAAUCAGCACCUUGAAACCUCUAGCCAAGGGCCGAAUGCUGAGAAUGAAAGGAAAGGAGAUUUGGAUCCCUUUCCAGUAUGAGAAAGUGCCGAAAUACUGUUUCCGGUGUGGUCUGAUCUGCCAUGGAAAGGAUGGAUGUGAACGGAGAGAUGUAAGGAGGAAACAGGGAGAAGACAAUGUUUUUGAGUAUGGCCCAUGGUUACGUGCAACCUCCCCUAGGCGGGGGAUGCAGAGGGAAAGAGGAAGGAGGGGUGGGGAAAAUUAUCCACAAGAGGAGUGGGGUAGGAAAGAAGCUGGACGGCACUGGCGGGGAUCCCGGUGGGAUGAGUUUACCGGAGACUAUGACCGGAGCACCUCCGGGGACCAGGUCCUGCAUGGGGAUUUACCAAGUAAGGAAUGUCCAAGACUUACGCCAACUUCUCCUCAAUCACGGGAUUCUCUCCAGGUGAGAAAGGAAAGCUGGGAGGGUGGCGAAAUUUUUGCUGGUAGACAGGCUGGGAGCGCAGGGGAAGCAGGGAAAGGAAAAAACAUUUUGGGAAAGGAACCUGAUGGGAAUUAUGGGGUAUUUUCUCAACGGCUGGGGGGCGGCAAGUCAAUAAAUGAGUUUGCGAUUUCUUUCCCUACUGAUCCAGAUGCCUUUUCUGCAACAAAAGGCGUUAUUUUUGGAAGCCAAAAAGAAAAGAAAACUGGGGUUCUAACACGUACACAAAAAGGAGCCCAAAAAGGAACACGUGGACAGGUUAGCAAGGGCCUCAAAGUAGAGGGGGGCCAAACGAUGGGCCAAGUUGGGCCAAGAGUAGCUGAUCUCGCAGCCCUUAUUGCCCAACAUACAGCAACGGGACCUCCAGCGAAGAAAAGGCAGCGAAAUGCUUCAGCAGAGAAGGAGCUACUAGAAAGCUUGGUUAAUGAUGGUGCUAGCUCGGGAGAACUUGAUGGGAAAUGGGAGAUAGGAACAGGAGAGGGAAACAGCUCUCCAGCGGGUGCAAAUCAUGUGGCGGAGGCUAUUGAUCAGCCCCGCCGCUCAUUAUGA